This is a messenger RNA of Aspergillus aculeatus ATCC 16872, 1454 nucleotides long. RefSeq names its product Rab family GTPase. The record is from RefSeq and is a predicted model, not a curated record. NCBI's taxonomy places the organism in Eukaryota, Fungi, Ascomycota, Eurotiomycetes, Eurotiales, Aspergillaceae. Gene Ontology annotation, molecular function: GTP binding; GTPase activity. The coding region runs from base 231 to 1019 and encodes 262 amino acids. The transcript has 3 exons.
UGUUUGAAGUUGGCUCUCAGUUUACCUCGUGUUUUUCUGCUUACGUCGUCGGUUUAGGCUACCUCCUUCCGAACUUUUUCGCCAUCUGUAUUGCCGGCCUGAGCCGCCCCUCGCGAGCAGAAAUCCGGCCCUCAACGAUCGAUAAACCACCGUGGCUGUUAGCCUAUUCUGCACGACGACCUGAUUUGAAAUUCCCCAAAUCCUGAAACCCGUUGGGCUCUUCUCCAGCCAUGUCUGAGUCAACCAGCGCCAAUACCGCGAAACCGAGCAGCAGCGUCAAGCUGGUACUUUUGGGAGAAGCGGCGGUUGGAAAGUCGUCAUUGGUGCUGCGAUUUGUCAACAAUGACUUUCAAGAGAACAAGGAGCCAACAAUUGGAGCGGCCUUUCUGACCCAAAAAUGCUCCCUUCCGACGCGGACGAUCAAAUUCGAGAUCUGGGAUACCGCUGGUCAGGAGCGGUUCGCCUCGCUUGCGCCCAUGUACUACCGUAACGCCCAGGCGGCUUUGGUGGUUUACGAUGUCACCAAGCCGUCCUCACUCACCAAGGCUAAGCAUUGGGUGGCGGAGCUCCAACGACAGGCUAGCCCCGGCAUUGUCAUCGCCCUCGUCGGCAACAAGCUGGACUUGACAAAUGACGCGAACGAGGCGGCUGGCGAAGCGCAGGCCGAGGGGGAACACGAGUCAUCGCCCGCCGACGGGGACGAAGCCACCGAGGAAACCCAGGAGGAACCCGAUGUCUCGAACGGAGACGCUCGGAAGGUGCCGACCCGGGAGGCUAGCGCCUACGCGGAGGAAGAAGGCCUACUGUUCUUCGAAACCAGUGCCAAGACCGGUCACAACGUGGUCGAUGUCUUCACUGCCAUCGCCAAUGCGAUCCCCGAGAGCAGCUUAAAGAGCGGCCGCGGUGCCGGCGCCGGCACUGGGCAGACCAGCCUGAGCGGUGGUCGCCCGGCCGAAGAUUCGCGGGUCAACCUGGGAGAGCGCGGCGCGGCGACGGCCAAGGAAGGAUGUGCAUGCUGAUACCAGAUUGCUUUUUUUAUGGCGUCCUGCGAUUUGCCUUCGUUCGUCUCUUGCUUAACUGUUUUGCUUUUCCGAUACAAUAUCAGGUUGAUUACAGGUUAAUGUGUUCAUCCUAUGGCGGUGGUAACAGCGACCGCUCUGGGAGGGCUGGUUCUACGGUCUGCGCCCGCGUUCCUUGCGGCGUCUGGAGAUUUUAUUCGUGUUGAUGGAUGCGCUACCAACUGUUGUUUUUUCUCAGCUUAUUGUUUUGUACUGUUGGGUCAGAGAGUGGCGAGGGAAUGAUCGGGGAUGUUGUUGUACAGAUGAGAGAAUAAGGGCGGAUUAGGAUUAGGGUGAAAGCGAUCAAUCGACCGGAAAUACCAGCCGUGUAUCCUUCUGUACUGGUAAUGGAGCAAGACUAUAGCCAUAGUCCAAGGCAUAUGAAUUCUAUCUAUC